GCUAUGAUACAAAAUUGCCAAGUACUGAAGCUGGUGUGAGUGGGCCCCCAUGGAUGACGUGGUGGUGGAGCAACUGGUUGAUGGAGCCAUCGCCACUUGCCUCUCACUUUUCACCUGGCUGUGUCUGCAGUUCGUUUGGCCCAUCGGCCAAAAGUCCCAGACAAAAACUGGAUUGGUGUGGGAUGGCUCGACAGCAGGGAUCGAUUGCGAGGAGGAGUCCUGCGGCAGCGGCAGCUCCUUCGAUGAGUACACAGACAUCCUGUGGACCUUCUUCUGCAUUCUGGCCCUGUCCAAGUUGACUCAGUUCUCGGAGUGGUACUUUAGUCAGCGUUUGCUGAAGCGCAAGAAUGACUACAACGUGGGCUCCAUUAAUCGCGAGUGGGAGGAAACGCUUCUGCUGCACGAUGAGGAGAGGCGUCAGCUGGACGAGGAGAUGCAGGUGCUCGCCGAGAAGAAUCUAAAUCUGGAGCGCGUGAUAAAGGAUCUGCGCGACUGCAACAUUCACCUGAUAAGCGAGAAUUUCAUGCGAUCCAUGCUAGAGGAACAAAAGCGACAGGUUGCCCAGCCGAACAUCUACAUCACCAACAGCUACUAUCACCUGACUCGCCAGGUCUUCAUCAAUGACACAAAUGUGGAUCUCAACGUUCGCAACGCCGGCGGCAAGGAUCUCUGCUCCAUGGGAGCCAACGAGGAUGGACUGAAUGUCUGGAUGCAGUACUUGAAGAUGCGCAAAUGCUACAUGGGCCCCAUUGCCGAUCCCAGCUUGAUAGCUCUCGGCAGCCCCGAGAAACUGCUGCCCAUUGUUAUGGCAGUUGAGCAGUUGAGCACCGAGCAGUUGGCCAAGUUGCAGGGCAUAAUAUAGUUGAUAGUUACCUAAUUUCCCUCGAACAAUCUAUGAUCAAGUUGUGUUAAUCAUUAGGGAAAAGCUCUAUAAAAAUUAAUAAAAACGUCAAUAAAAAUCA
This is a messenger RNA of Drosophila takahashii, 962 nucleotides long. RefSeq lists its product as uncharacterized. Lineage: Eukaryota; Metazoa; Arthropoda; Insecta; Diptera; Drosophilidae. The record is from RefSeq and is a predicted model, not a curated record.